Emiliania huxleyi CCMP1516 is the source of this 477-nucleotide messenger RNA. RefSeq lists its product as hypothetical. NCBI's taxonomy places the organism in Eukaryota, Haptophyta, Isochrysidales, Noelaerhabdaceae. Gene Ontology annotation, cellular component: membrane. The transcript is spliced from 3 exons. The annotation marks the transcript as partial. Gene Ontology annotation, biological process: monosaccharide transmembrane transport. Gene Ontology annotation, molecular function: hexose transmembrane transporter activity. The record is from RefSeq and is a predicted model, not a curated record.
AUGUCGGCCACCGGCUUGAUUGGAGACACGUUCGGUGCCGGCGAGGAGGACGAGGUCGAGGCAGCAGACGAGUUCGGCUUCGCCACCGGCUCACUCAACAACCUCGAGGCGGUGGUGCCGGCGUCGCUGCCCGGGACGCUCGAGACGUGGCAGUGGGCGCUGAUCAACUCCUUCUUCUCGAUCGGGGGUCUGAUUGGCUCGUACGGGUGCGUCGCGCCGCUCGCGUACCUGGGCCGCAAGAAGACGCUGCUGUGGGCCAACCUCUUCGUCUUCCUCUCCUCGGCGCUCAUGUUUUUUGGCGAGGUCUGGUGGGUCUUGCUGCUCGGCCGCGUCUCGAUCGGCGUCGUCGCGGGCGUGGCGCAGAUGGUGGCGGGCUCGUACAUGACGGAGAUCGCUCCGAUCGCCAUCCGCGGCUCCGUCGGCGUCUGCUCGCAGGUCGGCAUCGUGUGCGGCAUUGCCUUUGCCAACUUUCUGACG